AUGUCAAGCCAGGAUAACCAGCAGGAGCACGCAAUGGCAGUCAUUCCAACUAGCUUUUCAACAGAAUCAUCGUACGAACUCCAGAAUUGUUUUAUUCUUGACUCUGGAGCUUCAGUGCACGUAUGCAACGAUCGAUCUCGCUUCCAGGACUUCAUGGAAGAAGAUCAGAGGACGCUGCGUGCAGGAGACACGAUUAUGAGGAUAGAGGGCAGAGGCAACGUACGAAUUACGCCUAAUAGCAAGAAAGGGAUCAGUAUCUUGCUUAGAGACGUUGCUUUCGUGCCUGGAUUCCAUACUAAUAUCCUCUCUGCUCGGCGAAUGAAGAGAGCAGGGUAUAGAUGGGAUUUUGAAAAUGAUCGUAUUCUCAAGGAUCAAGAGGAGAUCUGUAAUCUGCGUACAAUUCAAGACCUUUGGGUCAUUGAAUACAAACCACCAAGCAAGCAAGAAGAUGCGUACGCAAUUAAGCAAUCUAAGAAACCGCUUAUCUUAGAUGGGGAUAUAGAUCUUUGGCAUCAGCGGAUGGGUCACCUAAACUAUGAAGCACUGGAACACUUACCAGAGGCAUCAACAGGAGUCAAGAUGCUUAAUAGAGGAUCUAUGGGCUUUCAAUCCUGCGAAACAUGCAUCUUAUCGUCUGCAGAUCAACAGAUAUCUCGACGAUCAGCAGAGCGAGAAACGGAGCCAUUUCGAAGGGUCCAUUUUGACCUGAUUCAACUAACUGAAGCUUUCAACGGAGAUCGAUGGUGUAUUCAUCUGUACGAUGAGGCAACGCACAACCAUGUUGUGUACACAUCAGGACGGAAGAAUGGGAUUGCAGAGGCGCUUCAAGACUUCACGAACCUUGUAAAGAACCAAUAUGGCAAGCCCGUGAAGAUAUAUCGUUCUGACAACGAGCGUACGCUUGGAGGAGGGUUCAAAGACCUUAUUUGGAAUGAAGGAAUUCGUCAUGAGACUCCUCCACGUGGUCAUCCAAUGCAGAACGGCCCUGCGGAGCGUUCUGGGGGGGUGAUUAUUAGGAAGGCAAGAUCUUUAUUGGUCAAUGCUCGAUUACCACUAGAUCUUUGGCCACUAGCCUUCAAAGCAGCUGCAGCUCUGCUAAACAGAUCACCAAUUAGAGCUCUGAACUGGAAGACUCCGUACGAAGCACUGCAUGGAAAGCAACCAAACCUUGCAAACCUAUACACCUUUGGAUGCCGCGCAUAUAUGAGGAACCAGGAUCUUAUGAGAACCGCGAAGGUCGCUCCAAGAGCGCUUAUUGGAUAUCUUGUUGGAUACAAGGCUUCGAACAUCUGGCAGAUAUGGAUCCCAAAGCAGAAGAAGGUUGAAGAGGCGAGAGAUGUUGUAUUUGAUGAAUCUCGACUAUAUGACCCAACAGAACCGUUUAUGGAGGAUCUAAUCAAGGAGGUAAGCCCUGAAGUGCCUGUAGAGGUGCUGCAGACCUCUAGAUUAGAGGAUUUACUGGCAGAAGAUCUUAGUAUGCCAGACCUUGACGAGGAGGUUGAAAAUGUACAAGAAACAGAGGCCAGCGGAGCUAGCGGAGCUAGUAAGGCUGCGGAUACAAGCGAGAUCCCCACACCUCUGCUACCAACACCAGAUUCAACCCCAGGACCAACGCCUGAAUCAGCCGCGGAGAUUGAAAACAACAGACUAGAGUCGUACGAUCGACCUAGAGAUGAUUCACCAAGUCGAAUACUUCUUGAAUCGUUGCAGAAUGACGAGAUUCAAAGCUCGGGGGGUGAACCCACCAGGGUCCGAAGACCUAGGCAGGAAGUCGACCCCAGUAACAUUGUUGAAGGCAGAAGAUCACGCAGAGCACAGAGAGACCCUCAGUUUGAGUCCUACGCUGCGUACGAAGAUCAAGCAAAUAGCCUACUGAGCGCCUUCGCGAUAGGUUUAACCUGUCAAACGCCACUGAAACAACUUCAUCGAGACGAUUUGCCAGCACCACCGCGAUCCUGGAAUGAGAUGCUUAAACACCCGCUUCAAAAUGAGUUCAUGACCGCGUGUACAACUGAAUACGAAGCUAUAUUGAAGAAAGGAACUGUCAGAGUAGUGGAACAACAGGAGGCAGGACGGGAUCGUGUGAUACCAUUACUAUGGGUCUUCACAUACAAGUUCGAUCAAGAUGGCAAAUUUAUAAAGGCCAAAGCACGUAUCUGCGUACGAGGAGACUUGCAAGCAGAAUCUGCAGAAGAAAAGCGAGCUGCUACACUUACUGCACGCACGUUCCGGACAAUUAUGGCCCUUGUUGCAGCGUUUGACCUGGACACCACGCAGUAUGAUGCUACAAACGCAUUUCUGAAUGCAUUACUUGACGAGGACGUAUAUGUGAGCUUACCAGACGGUUUCAAAGCUAAAGGGAAGAUCUGGAAGGUUAUUCGCGCGCUAUAUGGCCUCCGAAGGUCCCCUCGAUUAUGGCAGAAAGAUCUGUCCGCAACGCUUAAGGAAUUUGGGCUGCAAGUAGUUAACGAAGACCAAUGUCUCUUUACAAACCACCAUCUUCUCGUGAUAUUCUACGUGGACGAUAUCAUUGUGGUUAAUAAGAAGGAUCCAGAGGCACGCAGGGAAGCACAGCGCUUUAAGCAAGCGCUUGAAAGACGAUAUGAGCUCCGCCACCUAGGAGAGGUAAGCUGGUUCCUAGGAACACGUGUUAUUCGAGAUAGGACAGCGCGGAAGCUCUGGCUAUGUCAGGAUUCGUACAUUGACAAGAUGGCUGCUCGAUACCAUCUAAAUGACCGAAUCCAAAGCCCAAAGACGCCCAUGGCAUGCAGCGAGCUAGUUCCUAGAGAGGAUCAAGCAACACCAGCACAGAUACACCAUUACCAACAGAAAGUUGGAUCAAUUCUAUACGCAACUAUCAUUUCGAGACCAGAUGCUGCUCGUACGGUAAAUAAGCUUGCUGAAUUCCUUACUAAUCCCUCAGAGAAGCAUCUUGAGGCAGUAGAUCGAGCGAUUGCGUAUCUCUAUGCCACGCGAUAUCUCGCCAUCGAGUAUUCAGGCAUGACAGAUCCCAACAAGACCUUUAUGUGCGCAAGUGACGCCUCAUUUGCAGACCACAAAGAUCGAAGGAGCACCGAAGGCUAUCUCUGCAAGCUGUAUGGAGGACCAAUUGACUGGCGAGCAAGCAAGCAACGUACAGUUACCACUUCUACAACUGAGGCAGAACUACUGGCUAUCUCCGAAGCCGCGAAAUCGAUGUUCUGGUGGAAGCGCUUAUUUGAAGCUAUUGAGUUCGAUCCAGAACACCAGAUCUCAAUCCUAUGUGACAACCAGCAGACGAUCAACCUGCUUACCAAGGAGGAUCCUCAGAUCCGUACGAAGCUUCGACAUGUUGAUAUACACGGCCAAUGGCUUCGUCAAGAAGUUCAGGCAAAGCACGUUGAUAUCCGAUGGGUUCCCAGCGCGGAGAUGCCCGCGGAUGGCCUUACGAAGGUCCUACCAGACCAAAAACACCAAGAAUUUAUGAAGAUGCUUGGUUUAGUUGAUGUGAAGAGCCUCAUUAUAGACUAA
Messenger RNA from Aspergillus calidoustus, 3510 nucleotides. The record is from the annotation of a GenBank genome assembly. Lineage: Eukaryota; Fungi; Ascomycota; Eurotiomycetes; Eurotiales; Aspergillaceae.